UGCGUUUUUAUGGAGAUGUCGUGACCAGGCUUCCGUAGAAUCUAGAAUCGCCCUCUGAAAGUCAAACACAUCACUUGUCGCGCUCGAUGCGUCGAUGUAAACUCCCUUGAUCGCGCCCCUUUAAAAUUAAUGUUUACAAUGUCGGAGGUCAAAAUAGAAGUAGAGAGCACAAUGCCGGAAGAAACAGACAAUGUGCUGAAAAAUGGUAAUGGUGAAAAAACUAGUGACAGUGACGUUAAUUACAAGGAAGAAAUAAAAAACGAAAUCAAGGCAGAAAUUAAAAACGAGUUAAAAACAGAUGAGAUGCAUGACAAAACCAAUGGACGUGCGACAGUCGAAAUUGGAAAUUGUUAUUGUGGCAAAGAUAGAAAUCUGAAUAUUGCAGAGUUGUUGUGUGCCAGUUGUACGAGAUGGUUUCAUGAAUCUUGUGUUGGAUAUCAAUUGGGCAAGUUGGUACCAUUUAUGAUGAACUACGUUUUUGUAUGUAAAAAUUGCUCUCAAACUGGACUAGAGAAUUUCAAGAAAAAUCCAGCGCAGUUUCCACAAAUGUGCGUGACUGCUAUUGCAAAUUUAAUACAAAGUUGCCAAAAAGAUAAUACCAACAGAACUGUCUUUCACAAGGACAGAGAUAUAAUUCCAUUUAUAGAAUAUCAUUGGGAAAGCAUGACAACAAUACCUAGAAGAGUGACACUGUCAUGGCAUGCAAGAAUACACAAAGCUCUGAUAAAAGAUCUUGGAACACUUUUUUUUAUGGAUGACACAGCAGCAGAAAGCCAGCUGUAUGGACUUGUAUGUGCAGAUCUAAUGUCCAUUAAACCUAAUUAUGAAGCUAUGGUGAAAGGAGGUACUUUGAAAGUGACUGACAUGGGAAUACAGCAAAUCGUACCAAUAUCUAGUGGCAUGAGAGGACGUAAUUCCAAACGUAAGUUUCCUGUGGAGGGAAUUAGUUCUGGUCCAGGCAAAAAAGGUAGAGGUUCAGACAUCACAGCUGCUAAGCUCUCUGCUCAUGGCUACCCCAUGGAUCAUCCUUUUAAUAAAGAAAACUACAGAUAUAUCCUAGCUGAACCAGAUCCACACGCGCCUUUUAAACAAGAAUUUGAUGAAAGUAGUGAUUGGGCUGGUAAACCGAUUCCUGGGUGGCUUUAUAGACCACAGAGUCCAAAUGUUGUGCUUUUGGCUUUGCAUGAUAGAGCACAACAGUUGAAAGUUUCAGAGGAUAGACUGACAGUUACUGGCGAUAAAGGAUAUUGCAUGAUCAGAGCAACUCACUCUGUAAGCAGAGGUACAUGGUAUUGGGAAGCAACUCUGGACGACAUGCCUGAAAAUUCUGCCACUAGGCUUGGUUGGGGCCAAGAAUAUGCUAAUUUACAGGCACCACUGGGUUAUGAUAAGUUUGGCUACUCUUACAGAUCUCGUAAAGGAACGCGUUUCCACGAAAGCAGAGGAAAACAUUACGGUACAGGAUAUGGAGAGGGAGAUACUGUAGGAUUCCUCAUAAUAUUACCAGAUGAUUACAGGCCGUCACACAUUCCUAAAACAUAUAAAGAUCGUCCAUUAAUAAAAUCCAAAAGUCAUUUAUAUUACGAAGAAAGGGAUCAAAUUCCGGAAGCUAUAAAAACAUUAAAACCUCUAUUAGGCAGUAAGAUAGUAUAUUUUAAGAAUGGUGUUACUCAGGGAGAAGCUUUUGUAAAUAUGUAUGAUGGUGCUUACUACCCAUGUGUUUCAAUUUACAAAAGUGCCACAGUAUCUGUGAAUUUCGGACCACAUUUUAAAUAUCCUCCUAAAUGCGUCAAUUUCAGAGGGAUGUAUGAUAAAGCAGAAGAAGCAAUUGCAGAACAAGCAAUGGCUGACAUACUGUUUUUUACAGAAAACGAGGGAAAAUUAAGAUUAGACAAUAUUACAUUAUGACACUAGUAAAUGUUUUUAGUUUCGUUUUACUUUAAUUUUUAAUAAAAAAAAAAUAAAUAAAAAAAA
Molecule: messenger RNA, 1974 nt
Organism: Copidosoma floridanum
Lineage: Eukaryota; Metazoa; Arthropoda; Insecta; Hymenoptera; Encyrtidae
Gene: ash2
Product: set1/Ash2 histone methyltransferase complex subunit ASH2
Cellular component (GO): Set1C/COMPASS complex
Molecular function (GO): protein binding; transcription cis-regulatory region binding
Source: RefSeq, a predicted model, not a curated record